GCAUCAUCCACCGAGAGCUUGGACAUCCGCCUGACAACUUCCCACUGUAAUUACACCGCGCUACGGGGCUGUACACUUGCAACAACCCGACCUGAUUUCCUCGAGAUAACCUCAACCCAAUCGAACUGAUUCCCAUUGACCGAGUAUCAAUCUCCGCCUUGUCCCUUUUAUCUCCGUGACCAUCUCGUCCAAUUGAACGUCAAUUGCUCCCAUCAUCUCGAGUACGGUCAAUCAGCGCUCAGUCCCGUCGACGACCGCAUCACCACCCGAACCCGAAGCCGUUGCCCCCGGACCUAGGUCACCAUUGCGGUUCACGGCCCUUCGGCUCUAGAGAGGUAGCUGCUCGCCAACUUUCCAACUCACUUACACGUUACCUAUACAACGACUACGAAGUCAACCGCGACAAUGCCGCCAAAAAUCGAAUCGCAGGAAAUCGAGACGUACUGGAACAUCUUCUCGGCGCGAACAAAUGGCGGCAAGUUCCUGACGGGCGAGCAGGCGGCGCCCGUGCUGAAGAACAGUGGCCUGCGCGAUGACCAGUUGGAGCGCGUGUGGGAUCUGGCCGAUGUGGACAAUGACGGGAACCUUGAUUUCGAAGAGUUCUGCGUUGCGAUGAGGGUCAUCUUUGACCUUUUGAACGGGGAAUACGCAGAUGUCCCGACAACUCUCCCAGACUGGCUUGUCCCCGAAUCCAAAGCCCAUCUUGUGCAGGCGAACCGCGCGCUGACCGGCAAGGCGCCGAAAUUCGAGCAAGUCGAAGAUGAAGAUGAUACACCCGGCUUGAAGGAUGGGUUCGACUGGUACAUGAGCCCGGCGGAUAAGUCCAAGUACGAGCAGAUCUAUCAAGAAAACCGGGAUAUGCGCGGCGAGGUUUCCUUCGCCGCCCUCCAAGACCUCUACGACUCCCUCUCCGUUCCCGACACCGACAUCCGCUCCGCCUGGAACCUGAUCAACCCGUCCGCCUCCUCGACCAUCAACAAAGACGCCUGCCUCGCCUUCCUGCACAUCCUCAACUACCGCCACGAAGGGUUCCGCAUCCCGCGCACCGUUCCCGCCUCGCUGCGCGCCUCCUUCGAGCGCAACAAGAUCAGCUACAACGUCAACGACCCGUCGCAGUCGCGCUGGGCCCAAAAGGCCGACGACGAGACCUCCACGGGCCGCAAGGCCAAGUUCGGCGACCAGUACCUGACGCGCCUGGGCCGCUCCUCGUUCAAGACGGCCGGCACGGAUUUCUCGUCCGAGCAGAAGGACGACCAGUGGGAAGAGGUCAGGCUGAAGAAGCAGCUGGCCGAGCUGGAGGAGAAGAUGGCUAAGGUCGAGGAGGCGGCGAACCGUCGCAGGGGCGGGAAGAGGGAUACGAAGCCGGCGCUGGUCAAGAGGGAGCUGGAGCAGCUGUUGGAUUAUAAGCGCAAGGAAUUGAGGGAUCUGGAGGAGGGCAAGGGGAAGGCGGCGGCUGGUGGGAGCCUGAAGAGCGUGGCGGAUGACUUGGCGACGGUUAAGGAGCAGGUGGAGGGGCUGGAGGCGCAUUUGAGGAGUAGGCAGGAGGUGUUGGAGCAGCUGAGGAGGGAGAUUGAGGAGGAGAAGGUUGGGAGGUAAGCUUGUGAGGGUUAGCACGAGGGGAUGGGCUGAAAAGAGAGAGAGAGCGGGCUGGAUGAUUUUGUUGGGUUCCUCGAGAUGAGGAUCAUGGAAUGAUUGGGUUUUCACUUGUGUCUAACUUUCUAAGACAGCAUAAUCUCUUAAUGGUAUUCAGUGGAGUCACAGCAAGCUACCUGAUGGUUCAUAUCUUAA
Neurospora tetraspora is the source of this 1788-nucleotide messenger RNA. RefSeq names its product actin cytoskeleton-regulatory complex protein. Bases 406 to 1596 code for a protein of 396 amino acids. Gene Ontology annotation, cellular component: plasma membrane; cytoplasm. Gene Ontology annotation, molecular function: calcium ion binding; protein binding. NCBI's taxonomy places the organism in Eukaryota, Fungi, Ascomycota, Sordariomycetes, Sordariales, Sordariaceae. Gene Ontology annotation, biological process: actin filament organization; endocytosis; endosomal transport. The transcript has 3 exons. The record is from RefSeq and is a predicted model, not a curated record.